GGCUUUUGUUGUCACACUGGAAGAAAAUGGCUGCUGCUGGUUUGAAUGGUCACUAUAUGGAGGUGACGGUGUGGGGCUAAGGACAGCUAAGUCUCCUGCUGACCAUCACUCACCAAAAUACCGGUUGGCAGACCACCAUGCAACACGUUUUGGAAUAUGCAUUGGAUCGGGCUGAGUACAUUGUUGAAAGUGCUCGUCAAAGGCCAGCGAAGAGGAGAGCCUCAUCCGGAGGGAAGAAGAGUUUAUACCAGAAACUAUACGAGCUCUACAUCGAAGAGUGUGACAAAGAACCAGAGCUCAAGAAGCUGCGUAGGAAUGUGAACCUGCUGGAGAAGCUAAUGUGUCAAGAGUCCGUGUCGUGUCUGGUCGUCAACCUCUACCCUGGCAACCAGGGAUAUUCCCUCAUGCUCCGCGGCAAGAAUGGAUCUGACUCUGAGACGAUCCGUCUGCCGUAUGAGGAAGGCCAGCUUUUGGAGUACCUGGAUGCUGAGGAGCUUCCUCCUAUCCUUGUGGAUCUGUUAGAGAAGUCCCAGGUGAACAUCUUCCACUGUGGCUGUGUGGUAGCUGAGGUCCGAGACUACAGACAGUCUGGCAACACUAAGAUGCCCUCCUUCCAGAGCAGACACGUCCUGCUACGGCCCACCAUGCAGACACUGAUCUGUGACGUCCAUGCCAUGACCAGUGACCACCACAAAUGGACUCAGGAUGAUAAGUUGCAGUUGGAGAGCCAGUUACUGCUGGCCACAGCUGAUCCUCUGUGUCUGGACCCAUCUAUCUCUGUCACCUGUACAGCCAAUCACCUGCUCUAUAACAAGCAGAAGAUGAACACCCACUCUAUGAAACGUUGUUUUAAGCGUCACUCUCGGGCGGCGUUGAACCGUCAGCAGGAGAUGUCCUACCUGCCCAUGCCCCCCCAGCUGCGUCUCUAUGACUACCUGCAGAGGAGGAAGGAGAGGAAGCCUGCCCCCUCGAUAGACCUGAAGAUCUCCAAGGCCGGAAACUGUGUGGACAUGUGGAAGCAGAGUAACUGCCAGCUGACUGUCCCCAAGGAGAUUGAUGUGCAGAAAUAUGCAGUGGCGGAGAGGUCUGUGAAGCUGGAGGAAUCUCAGCCCACUGUCUGGCCUGCAGAGGAAGUGAUAGAUGACUAUACGUUUGAGUGUGAGGUUGGGGGUAAGACCCAGACGACCAAAGUGUCCAUCUUCCAGUCGGUGGGAGACCCUCUGGUCUACGGAAAGAUCUACUGCACCAAACAACCCAAAGCUGAGGAGGACGGCAGCGACCUACAGCUCCUACACCCAUCUUUCCUAAUAGGCUCAAAGAUAGAUGCCGAUCGGUUCCUGUCCCAGUAUAAGGGUGUGUAUGAGUCAGACGUGAAGUGCCAGGUGAAGAUGUCUCAUAACUCAGGAUUCGUGGGACAGAACCGGGUCUCACCCAGCAGAGAGACGGAGGCGGAUGGUCUAUCAGCCCUGGUUCAGUCGUCGGGUGUGUUGGGGAAGGGGGUGAAGCACCGGCCUCCCCCUAUCAAACUACCCUCCGCGUCGGGCAGCAGCUCCACGGGUAACCUGUAUAGUUCAGCCCAGGCUACCAGUGGUCUCCUUAAGUGUCCUACGCCCCCCCCAGGAACAGGCCCUGGCUCAGUCAAGCCCCAGUCUCUGAGUAGGAAGCACUCUGUGGAGCUGGGGCAGGGGUUACAGCUGGGGGGUCAGUUAGGGCAGGUGGGGUUGUUGUCCCCGGUAGCCCUAUCUCCCAUGGGGACAACACAGAGAUCAGGGACCCCCAAACCCUCCACCCCCACCAGCACCCCCUGUUCCACCCCUCACCCCCCCGACUCCCUCCUCUCCCUCUGUCCCCUCCCGUCCUCUGUCACCCCCACCCCUCUGGAACCCCAGACCCUCCUGGCUCCGUACCCCCAGCAGCAGCUGUCCCUGUCCCAGGCGUUGCCCGUCAUGACCAUCCCGCUACCCACCAUGGGAACCUCCAUCCCAACGGGAACCACCUCCUCUCAGGUCAUGGCUAACCCUGCUGGACUCAACUUCAUCAACGUGGUGGGAUCCGUCUGCAGUCCCCAGACUCUGAUGAAUUCUAGUCAGAUGUUGGGUCCUGGUCUCAACCUGAGUGGUCUAGGAGGACUGAUGCCCACCAUGCAACCAGCCACACAAACAGGUAUAAAACACACACUGCCCACCAUGCAACCAGCCACACAAACAGGGAGUCCGUUUGGUUUGAACAGUAGUCCAGGCCUUAGACCCCUCAACCUGCUACAGAUCCCGACAGGUCCUCUGAUCUUUAACUCUUUACAGCAGCAGCAGCUCUCCCAGUUCUCUCCUCAACAGAGUCAGUCUGCUACAUCCAGCCCACAGCAGCAAGGAGACAUGGGUGAUCAGGGGUCAGACCAGGGUAUGGGUGCUCAACAGACUGCUGUCAUCAACCUGACUGGAGUAGGAGGCUUCAUGUCCCCACAGACAGCAGUGCUGUCCCAGUUAGGCUGUGGUCUGGAUGGCUCUGGUCCCCCCCUGCCCUCUCCAAGGCUUCAGCAGCCGCAGAUACAAUUGCAAUUCUUGCACCAAAUGCAGCAGCAAAUGGCUAUGAGGGGGGCGGGGCCUCCGGGGGCGUCGCCACGGCUACAUACCGCCAGCCAACCAAGAAGUAAGAGGAAGAAGAGCACACCGCAGCCCCACCCCUAAUCAUGACGAUGACGACCCCCUACACACACACACACACACAUAAAAUGACCCCCAGCCAUCUGGUGAGCAAUGCCAUGGCACCUCCCCCAAUCAUGGAGAGAAAACCAACCCCCCCUUCCCCUUCAUGAAGACAUGAAUGAUCCAAACUGCACUCUUUCCUCCCUCACUGUGGAGACUCUCUUGCACCCCAACUCCCUCACUGUGGAGACUCUCUUGCACCCCAACUCCCUCACUGUGGAGACUCUCUUGCACCCCAACUCCCUCACUGUGGAGACUCUCUUGCCCCCCAACUCCCUCACUGUGGAGACUCUCUUGCACCCCAACUCCCUCACUGUGGAGACUCUCUUGCACCCCAACUCCCUCACUGUGGAGACUCUCUUGCACCCCAACUCCCUCACUGUGGAGACUCUCUUGCCCCUCAAUUCCCUCACUGUGGAGACUCUCUUGCCCCCCAACUCCCUCACUGUGGAGACUCUCUUGCCCCCCAACUCCCUCACUGUGGAGACUCUCUUGCCCCCCAACUCCCUCACUGUGGAGACUCUCUUGCCCCCCAACUCCCUCACUGUGGAGACUCUCUUGCACCCCAACUCCCUCAGUGGAGACUCUCUUGCCCCCCAACUCCCUCACUGUGGAGACUCUCUUGCCCCCCAACUCCCUCACUGUGGAGACUCUUGCCCCCCAACUCCCUCACUGUGGCGACUCUUGCCCCCCACCUCCCUCACUGUGGAGACUCUUGCCCCCCAACUCCCUCACUGUGGCGACUCUUGCCCCCCACCUCCCUCACUGUGGAGACUCUCUUGCCCCCCAACUCCCUCACUGUGGCGACUCUUGCCCCCCAACUCCCUCACUGUGGAGACUCUUGCCCCCCAUCUCCCUCACUGUGGAGACUCUUGCCCCCAUGUCUCCCUCACUGUGGAGACUCUUGCCCCCAUGUCUCCCUCACUGUGGAGACUACAGGCAAAAAUACUUGUUAUUUUGUAGCUGAGAGAAGAUGAAAUGUAUGAUGUAAUAACGGAUAACACUUUUUCACCCAGCAUCAUAACACGUUAUGUCACGCUCAUAACACUGUCAUGACAUAUAUUUAGACCUGUUGUGACAUAUAUAUUGUGUUAUAUGGCUGUUUAUGACACCUACAUAAGUGUCAAAACCUACCACACAAGGCAAAACAUUCCAUUGCAAUCCUUUAACCUACGUGUGAACAGUACAGGUAUAUAGAAUUCCCUGAAAUUCACCAUAUUAAAUAUGAAUUGUAAUUGCGUACACAUUGAUGUCAGACGUGCACCUAGUCCAAUGCUCUGUUGUUGAUGACUGCAGGAGCAGGACAAGACACCCACUUUGUGACUGACAUAAGGACAUGUACGUGAUUGGACUAUCUGAUUACGACGUCAUAAAGUGUCUUUUCUACAAGUUUUUGAAAAAAAUAUGAUGGAACAAAAAACACAGAAUUCAUUACAACAAAGGAUUUAAGAAAACAAACUUUAUUUUUUUAUGUAAACUUGGCCUAGGGAAAAAAACUGAUUUGAAUUAGUGUGGGUUUUGACACUUAUGCAGGGGUCAUAGCCGGCCAUACAAUAAUGCAACGUCACACAACAGGUGUAAAUAUAUGGGUCAUGACAGUGUUCUGACACUGGGUGUCACCAAUAAUGAUUUUGGUUGGUAUGGCCGGGCGUGUGAGCCUGAACCAGGUUGUCCCGACGACCAUAGAACUGUUUUUUUUUUUAGGAACAGAACUUACCGUUUUAAAAUAACCUAUUUUUGAAAUGUGUUUAGAAAAUGAAGAUGCGUUCUUUUGUUAGUGGGAGGUGUUUUCCUACCCGACUGCUGUCCGGUUAUGUCCCCGUAUCAUGCCACUGUGUCCUCCCUAUGGUCGGUUAUGUCCUCCCUAUGGUGGCUCAAACAGCCUAACUCGUGGACGGACACUGACUGCACAGCACAACUCAGAAGACUCCUCGUGAACGACCGUGCCCGAUUCUGCAUGGCUUUGGGUGCAUCUGAAAAUGGUACACUAUUCCCUUCAUAGUGUACUACUGUUGAUCAGGCUCUGGUCAAAACUAGUGCACUGUAGGAAAUAGAGUGCCAUUUACAGUGACAGAAUAGCUCUCUCUGCGGGAAGAUGAUCUUGAUGCCGAACACAACAGAGAACUUGUUUUCCCAGCAUGCAUUUGCUGAGUGCGUUUUUCAUAUGGCAUUUUCUUGUACUAGUGGGGACGGCUGGGCAGUCAAGAACAAGUGUAUAUUUGUGUGAGACAUUUCUGGGAUACUGAGGCAGAAUGUUUUAAAAUGGUCUUUAUCAGCAGUUUAUUGUGAUAAAGAAAAUAUAUAUUGACAGGAAAAUACAACUUUUAGAGAAACAUAAA
Salvelinus fontinalis (brook trout) is the source of this 5041-nucleotide messenger RNA. It is a transcript of the gene supt20h, whose product is annotated as SPT20 homolog, SAGA complex component. The transcript is spliced from 24 exons. Lineage: Eukaryota; Metazoa; Chordata; Actinopteri; Salmoniformes; Salmonidae. Gene Ontology annotation, cellular component: SAGA complex. Gene Ontology annotation, biological process: regulation of transcription by RNA polymerase II. The record is from RefSeq and is a predicted model, not a curated record. The coding region runs from base 138 to 2684 and encodes 848 amino acids. Gene Ontology annotation, molecular function: transcription coregulator activity.